AACGGAAACAUUAUCGCUAGGAAAGUAAAUUUAAUGUUAAAGCUACAAAGUUAUUGUGUAUGAAGAAUACACUAAAAUUCUACUGACCAUUCUAUUGAUCCAUCAUGGUCUUAAAGGAAAGGUUCUCUUUUCUUUUCUAAAAAAAAAUAAACAAUUAAUUUCUCUUUCUAAGACAAUUAAGUUUAAUUAUUGUGCGAUUUUGUUAUUCUCAUAUUUGUCUAUAUCAAAUAUAAUAGUUUUCCUUAGAAACGUAUAAUGAAAUAGGCUCUUAUAACGUGGAAUCACAGCAAGUAUAGCUCGUUUAUGGAAGAACUAAAUAAUUAUCUAGCGUGGAACUUCAGUGCUUGGCCGCGUGGUGCAGCAUCUGUAGUGUAGAAUUAGAACAAUGGGCGUGAGCUCUCUCAUUUCCUCUCUGGAAAAUGCAGCAUUAUGUGAUCAAGUUGCACAAAUGCAAGAAAAUCUUAUGCUUGUGAAAGAAGAGAGACUGUUUCUUUUACGUAAAUUAUGUCAACAACAAGGAGAUAUAGAUCCCUCUACUAUGAUAGCUCGAUCUCAAUCAAACAGUAUUAAUCCUAGUUCGUUUAAUCCAGAAUGCUCUACUCCUAAAAAAACUGCAAAGAAAAGAGCUUCGACUGAUGGCUCAGAAACAAAAAAUAAGGCUAAACGUUACAAUAAAACUGCGAGGAAAGUUGUCCAAUUAAUACCAUUGGAUGUCCAUGGGAGACCUAUAUUUCCUAUUUCUUUAGGUGAUCUUACUGUCUACUCCCUUGGAGAAGUAGUAUCGGACAGAAUAGCUUAUCAUACAGAGGAUCUCAUUUAUCCAGUAGGUUACUGCAGUACUAGGGUAUAUGCUAAUUUAAGGGAUGUAAGAACAAAAAGUUUAUAUACAUGUAAGAUAUUAGAUGGUGGACCAAAACCAAGAUUUGAAAUUGUAUCUGAUAAUGAUCUAGAUCAGCCUCUGGUUGGCUCUACUCCUGAUGAGUGUCAUUCCAAAUUAUUAAUGGCAAUUUCUCUUGCACUUCGUACAAUAGCACCAAAAGGUGCUGAUUUUUUUGGAAUUUCACAUCCUACUAUACAAAAUCUUAUACAAAGCACACCUGGAACUCGUAAAUUGGCUAUGUAUAAACAACAACGUUUCGAAGUAAGCAAGAAUCAACCAAUGGAAAGAGGAACAAGUCCAGUAAUGGAAGAAGAAACAGAUCCAGGACUUGGAUUUGCUGCUUUACAUAGGCAUUAUGCUUUAGCAAAUUCGUACAGAAUUAAAGAAGAACCAUCUGAUAGUGAUCUUUUAGCUCUUCAAGAGCUUCUUUCGUGACUUUUAUAUUGUUAAUAAAAAGAAUUUUUAAUUUUCAGAAAAAAUAUUAUUUUGCUUUAUGUAUUGGUAUUGAACAUCAAUUUUUAAAU
Messenger RNA from Bombus impatiens (common eastern bumble bee), 1404 nucleotides. RefSeq names its product transforming growth factor beta regulator 1. The transcript has 5 exons. Gene Ontology annotation, biological process: regulation of cell cycle. Bases 386 to 1315 code for a protein of 309 amino acids. The record is from RefSeq and is a predicted model, not a curated record. Gene Ontology annotation, cellular component: nucleus. Lineage: Eukaryota; Metazoa; Arthropoda; Insecta; Hymenoptera; Apidae.